Messenger RNA from Strigops habroptila (Kakapo), 4523 nucleotides. RefSeq names its product corin, serine peptidase (gene CORIN). The record is from RefSeq and is a predicted model, not a curated record. Gene Ontology annotation, cellular component: plasma membrane. Lineage: Eukaryota; Metazoa; Chordata; Aves; Psittaciformes; Psittacidae. Gene Ontology annotation, biological process: regulation of blood pressure; peptide hormone processing; acrosome reaction. The coding region runs from base 95 to 3487 and encodes 1130 amino acids. The transcript has 22 exons. Gene Ontology annotation, molecular function: serine-type endopeptidase activity; protein binding.
GUGCGGGAAGCGGGCGGCCGCGGCUCCUCAAAGACAGAGGUAGAGACGGGUUAGGGGGCGGCCACAGUGCAGAGGGCUCAGUGGCAGCGAGAGCAUGCUCUCCAUGCAACAGUUCCCUGCCCUGCCUGCGGAGGAGGAGCGCUACCGGCAGGUCCUCGCCGCCAACCGGGUCUUAGGAGCAGAUGAAGAUAAUAUGGGGGAUGGUUGCUCUCAGAAACUGGCUUCUGCCAAGUUUCUUCGACUUUUACUCCUAAUACUGAUUCCGUGCAUUUGUGCCCUUAUCCUUUUGUUGGUGAUCCUGCUUACCUUUGUAGGUGUGUUAGAAAAAACAUGCUUUUAUUCAAAUGGAAGCGAGGUCCUCACAGUUAAUGGUGACAUUGAAACAUCUGGUGAUCUUUUGCCAAACAUGGCUGAAAACAGUUCCAAGACUGAUCCCACAAUGGAUCUCAGCACACAGCCUUCUUCCUGGACCACCAUGCCUUUAUCCCACAUUGACCAAAUGAACAAGAACUCAAAUAUAUUUAGGGAGACUUUCCAGGAAAAUACUUCUGCUCUUGCAGCUCAAGCCACAGUGCUCAAUCCUCAACCUACAUAUGAUGCUGCUUUGGCAGGGGGUUCUGAAGACAGCACCCGGCCCUUUGCCGCUGUGGAGGAGGCAACUUUGUGGUCUACAGAUGCAUCCUUUAACAACACUAAGGGGAUGACCAGUCUCCCAGUAUUAAGUCCUACCCUUCCAUCCGUGUCACAAAAAAUGGAUGAGAAAAAAAGUGCCUGCAUAAAUAUCACCAACAGCCAGUGCCAAAUGCUGCCAUAUAACUACACCACUAUAACUUCAGUUCUUUCCAUUGUCAAAAGUAUUGAAAUGGAAAAGUUCCUGAAGUUCUUCAGUUAUCUCAGUCGUCUCAGCUGCUAUCAACACAUCAUGCUGUUUGGCUGUAGUCUUGCUCUUCCUGAAUGCAUCAGUGACGGUGAUGACAGUCAAGGUCUCUUGCCCUGCAGGACAUUUUGUGAGGAAGCAAAAGAAGGCUGUGAACCAGUCCUUGGUAUGGUAAAUGCUUCUUGGCCAGAGUUCCUGAAGUGCUCCCAAUUCCAAAACAAAACUGAAAAUGACACGACUACAAGGAUAUGCUUCUCACCACACCAAGAAAAAGGAAAGCAGUCACUGUGUGGAGGAGAGGAGAGUUUCUUGUGUGCCAGUGGAAUCUGCAUCCCAGGGAAACUGCAGUGUAAUGGCUACAAUGACUGUGAUGAUUGGAGUGAUGAGGUCCAUUGCAACUGCAGUGAUGAUGUGUUUCGUUGCGACACUGGAAAAUGCCUAAAUUACACGUUUGUUUGUGAUGGAUAUGAUGACUGUGGAGACCUUAGCGAUGAACAAAACUGUGAUUGUAAUCCAGUGACACAUCAUCAAUGUGGAGAUGGGAGAUGUAUAACUGCUGAUUGGGUAUGUGAUGGUGACCAUGACUGUAUAGACAAAUCAGAUGAAAUCAAUUGCUCAUGCCAUAGUCAGGGUCUGGUGGAGUGCAGAAAUGGGCAGUGCAUUCCUAGUGCAUUCCAGUGUGAUGGAGAUAAUGACUGUAAAGAUGGAAGUGAUGAAGAAAACUGCAGUGAAAGUCAAACCCUCUGUCAGGAGGGAGACCAGAGAUGUACUUCCUGUCCUGAUCCCUGUGGAACUUCUCUCUGUGAGAUGAGAAACAGCCAGGCAAACUGCAGUCAGUGCGAACCAAUUACUCUGGAACUCUGUAUGAACUUGCCUUACAACUAUACUUAUUACCCAAACUACCUGGGACACAGGACGCAGAAGGAAGCUUCUAUCAGCUGGGAGUCUUCUCUUUUCCCAGCCUUGGUUCAGACCAACUGCUACAAGUACCUUAUGUUUUUUGCCUGUACAAUCUUAGUACCAAAAUGUGACCCCUAUACAAAUCAGCGGAUCCCACCUUGCAGGACUUUAUGCGUACAGUCUAAGGAACGCUGUGAGUCUGUGCUUGGGAUUGUAGGUCUGCAGUGGCCAGAAGAUACUGACUGCACUCAGUUUCCAGAUGAGAACUCAGACAAUGAAACUUGUCUAACACCAGAUGAAGGUGUAGAAGAAUGCUCACCCAGUCACUUUAAGUGCCGUUCUGGGAGGUGUGUCCUGGCAUCCAGAAGAUGUGAUGGUCAAGCUGACUGUGAGGAUGACAGUGAUGAGGAUGGCUGUGGUUGUACAGAAAGGGGUCUUUGGGAGUGUCCUUUGAAGAAGCUGUGCAUCAAACACACUAUGAUCUGUGAUGGUUUCCCAGACUGCCCUGACAUGAUGGAUGAAAAGAACUGCUCAUUUUGUGAAGAGAGUGAACUUGAAUGUGCCAACCAUGAAUGUGUGCCACGUGAACUCUGGUGCGAUGGGCAAGCAGACUGCAGUGACAGCUCAGAUGAAUGGGACUGUGUUACCCUGUCUAAAAACAUGAAUUCCUUGAUGUUCCUGACCAUUCACAGGUCAGCUGCUGCUAACCAUGUUUGUGCUGAUGAGUGGCAAGAAAAUUUAAGCCAACUGGCCUGCAAUCAGAUGGGUUUAGGGGGACCAUCCAAAACAGAAAUUGUCAUAGAGAAUGAGGAAAUACAGCAUCAAAAAUGGCUGAAUCUGCACUCGGACUGGAAGAAUAAAAAUGCAUCCACUUUACAUGCUCUUCUAGCGAAUGGGCAGAUGUGUCGAAGCAGAAGCAAAGUGGCUCUCUUCUGCACAAAAGCAGACUGUGGCCGUCGCCCAGCUGCUCGCAUGAACAAGAGGAUCCUUGGUGGUAGGACCAGUCGCCCAGGCCGAUGGCCAUGGCAAUGCUCCCUGCAGAGUGAGCCAAGCGGACACAUAUGUGGCUGUGUUUUGAUUGCAAAGAGAUGGGUCUUGACAGUAGCACACUGCUUUGAAGGGAGAGAAAAUGCAGCUGUUUGGAAAGUAGUGUUUGGGAUUAGCAAUCUUGAUCACCCAUCAGUCUUCAUGCAGACCCGACUAGUGAAGACCAUCAUCCUCCAUCCACGCUACAACAGAGCAGUGGUAGACUAUGAUAUCAGCAUUGUGGAACUAGAUGAGGACAUCAACGAGACAAGCUAUGUAAGACCUGUCUGUUUGCCCAGCAAGGACCAACUGGUUCGGCCAGAUACCUACUGCUACAUCACAGGCUGGGGACACAUGGGCAACAAAAUGCCUUUCAAGCUUCAAGAAGGAGAGGUUCGCGUCAUUUCCUUAGAACAAUGCCAGUCAUACUUUGACACAAAAACCAUCACCAGCAGGAUGCUGUGUGCUGGCUACGAGUCUGGCACUGUGGACUCUUGCAUGGGUGACAGCGGAGGACCACUUGUGUGUGAGCAACCUGCAGGGCGCUGGACUUUGUUUGGUUUAACAUCUUGGGGCUCUGUCUGCUUUUCCAAAGUUUUGGGACCUGGAGUUUACAGUAAUGUGUCACAUUUUAUUGAGUGGAUUGAAAGACAAAUAUACAUCCACACCUUUCUGCUAAACUAACUCCAGAUGGUAGGAAUUGUGCUGACAGACAAAAGAAAAACAGGAAUCAGCACUUCAACACUGAAGAUUUUGCAGUCUAGAAACUCAUGAAACAGAGUUUCAAGCUCUAUCUAUUCUUGUUGUGGAACUGUGGGAUACGCAGUGUAUGUUAAUGGUAAACCCUCUGCUGGUGAAUAUACUCUGGGGUAGAAUUAAUAAUCCUUUUGACUUCUCUUUUAACUGUGUUGUGGUGCUAUUCCAAACACAGUAAAAGGCUUAAGAGAAAAGAAUCAGCCACUUUCUGCCUUUCAGCUAUCCAAACUAAUCAGUAGCACAGACUAGAAAAAUCUUUUUAAAUAACGUAUUUUAAUACUAUUACAGUAGUAGCAUAUGCAUUUUCACUCACUUGUCAUGAUGAAUGAACUCUGUGCAUUCAGAUGGAACACUUAUCCACAAGGGCCACACCGGGCAUGGCCACACCACAUGCUGGAGGGUGUGGAAGAGGUUGACAAGUUUGUGCAUCCAUGUGGCACAGGCACAUCAAGGUACACAUGCCAGUCUCCACAGAUGCGUAGCUAUGUUUUCCUGGUGUGCCUGAGCUAAGGCAUUCUGUCCCUCAGGGCAGCUAACGUGCACAGGCGUAACCCUGCACCAUCCUGAUGCACAGCUGCUGUUCCCAGAGCCAGCCCGGACAUCUGUGUGGGGCAACGGAGGGACCAGUAUGCCAACAGACCUGUAACUACUGCUUGAGGCACCUGAGACCACAGCUCAGCUCUUCAGACUCUUUGGACAGUUUCUAUCACUUAAUUUUCUGAAGCUUCCAAUGCCUUGACAUGUCCAGGAACCACCCAUGUCUUGACAGCACGACACCCAUUAGCACAUUUGUCAGACCUGUGCCCUCCUGGUUUUUCCUCCAUUUUGUAUCGUGUGUUCAGCCUAUAAGGCAGGCAUUGGCCAUCUCCAGCCCUUUAAAAACAUAACAGAGUUGGCAAUGCCCCUACAAUGGUUUCCCCUCCCACAGUAAGCUAGUUUGAACACUUGGUUCAAUAUGGGGAAU